AUGGCCGUGAGGUCCCGGUUUUGGGGGUUCCCCCCCACCCCCGAGCCCCCCCCAUCGGCGGGGAUGGGCGUGGCUUCAGAAACACCGCCCCUCUCUAAUCAGGCCACGCCCCCUCACGCACUCAGACCCCGCCCCUAUCUCGCCCUGCUCCGCCCCUCCCCUCUCCUCCCCGCCUCAGCCAAUCCACUGCCGGCAGCCGCGCUGCCAACCAAUAGGAUCGCGCUCCUCCCUCCGCCCCGCCCCUCGUGGGCGGGGCCGAUCCUGAGGCGGCGGCGGCUCCGGGAGCGGCGGCGGCGCCGGGAGGGGGGACCGGGAGGGACCGGGAGGGACCGGGAGGGACCGAGGAGGGCUCGGAACGGCCCCGGAGCCCCCGAACGGCCCCGGACAGACCCCCAGAUCCCACCAUCCCGCGGUGAGGCCCGGCCCGGCCCCCGGAGCACCGGCAGCGGGGGAGCCCCGGCCCGACCCUCAGAGCCCCGGCCUGACCUUCUGCGAAUCCCGGCCCGACGCCCGGAGCCCCGGACAGACCCCCUGAGACCCGGCCCGACCCCCGGAGCCCCGGACAGACCCCCGGAGCCCCGGCCCGACCCCUGGGCCCCGGCCUGA
Messenger RNA from Myiozetetes cayanensis, 606 nucleotides. RefSeq lists its product as uncharacterized. NCBI's taxonomy places the organism in Eukaryota, Metazoa, Chordata, Aves, Passeriformes, Tyrannidae. The transcript is spliced from 2 exons. The record is from RefSeq and is a predicted model, not a curated record. The coding region runs from base 1 to 606 and encodes 201 amino acids.